GGCGGGGCCGGGGGAUCCCGCGCGACCGGCGGAAGGAGGGAGGGGGCCGCGCUCGGCGCCCCGGCCGGGCCACUGGGCCACAGGCCACGCGGCCACGCAGUCCGAGCGGGAGCCGAGCCGGGCGGGGCGAGGGCAGCUCCGCUAACCUACGGAUUGCAGUGUUUCUCUGAAUUCUCCCCAAGGGAAGGAACGUCCCAGGGAUGGAAGUGCUUGGAUGCGGUGCUGCUGGCUGCGGAUGUGCGCAAGGAGAUGGGACGGAGAGCCUGAGUUGGCGUUCGUAUAAAUGACCUGCCUGGCUCCCACCAUGAGUGCUGAGCUCAACGUGCCUAUCGACCCCUCUGCUCCUGCCUGCCCUGAGCCCGGCCACAAGGGCAUGGAUUACCGGGACUGGGUCCGCCGCAGCUACCUGGAACUGGUCACCUCUAACCACCACUCGGUACAGGCCCUGUCGUGGCGGAAGCUCUACCUGAGCAGGGCCAAGCUGAAGGCCUCCAGCAGGACCUCCGCCCUCCUCUCCGGCUUUGCCAUGGUGGCCAUGGUGGAGGUGCAGCUGGAGACGCAGUACCAGUACCCGCGGCCGCUGCUGAUUGCCUUCAGCGCCUGCACCACGGUGCUGGUGGCCGUGCACCUGUUCGCCCUCCUCAUCAGCACCUGCAUCCUGCCCAACGUGGAGGCCGUGAGCAACAUCCACAACCUGAACUCCAUCAGCGAGUCCCCGCACGAGCGCAUGCACCCCUACAUCGAGCUGGCCUGGGGCUUCUCCACCGUGCUCGGCAUCCUACUCUUCCUGGCCGAGGUGGUGCUGCUCUGCUGGAUCAAGUUCCUCCCCGUGGAUGCCCGGCGCCAGCCUGGCCCCCCACCUGGCCCUGGGAGUCACACGGGCUGGCAGGCCGCCCUGGUGUCCACCAUCAUCAUGGUGCCCGUGGGCCUCAUCUUCGUGGUCUUCACCAUCCACUUCUACCGCUCCCUGGUGCGCCACAAAACGGAGCGCCACAACCGCGAGAUCGAGGAGCUCCACAAGCUCAAGGUCCAGCUGGAUGGGCAUGAGCGCAGCCUGCAGGUCUUAUGAGGCGCCGAGGGCCGGGGCUGGGAACGGCCCUGUGCCCGGGAGUCCGCAGAGGCGGGGAUUUGUCAGAUGCAGACAUUUUGCAAGGCUGCCGGGUAGUUCAAGACCAAAGUUUUCCUCUUGUCUUAAUACCAUAAGGACCGGAUGACUUCUCCUGAGAUAGAACCGUUUGGUUCAAUGAGGGACUGUGUUGCUAAGAGCGUUGGGGGCAAAGCCAGGCUGGUUCCUUGGCCUCGGGGUUUCCUGGGUCGGGGACACAGUGAAGAGGCUCCAGCGGGACCUGCCCAUCAGUCCUGGGCCAGGAGGGGCUCCAAGCAGCACCCAGUGGUCCGGGGGAGUCUCAGACCCGGCAUGUGUGGCUGGCAGACCUGGGAGAGCCAGGGCAGGGUUUUGCGUUCAGAGAAGGAUUUCCCCAGAGACCCGUGGUGGACUUCAUGGGUGCUGAGUGGCCCGUGUGACAGUGAUGACACGAAGGCUUCAGCGUUUGAGUGGGUGCAGGUGCACGCCAGGGCUUGGUGCUUCCCUGCCUGGCCCUGGAGGGAGCUGGGUGGCCUGGCUUCAGGGGAAGACAGGAGCCAGGACACAUGUCAGCCCAGCAGGUGUGGGGGGUGCUGCAGCCCUCGGCAGUGGGGUCAGGCCCUGGGGGAUGUUUCCAAUGGUGGGCAGCCUGGCCAGGCCGGAGGAGACAUGUUCACGGGCAUCUAUCAGAUGCCCCCUUGAGGAGGCUGAGUUAUUUGAGGGCUGCUGCAAAGUACGCUAGGCUCAAAUUCUCUUUUCCCAGCCAGAGCCCUGGCCACACGGACUCAGUGGGGCCACCGGGGUGGGGAAAGGACCCCUCGCCCACCCCCCGCAGCCACUGGCCUCCAGCUCUCGGCCACAGAAUGGCCUCUAAGGCUGACUCAGCCGCUCCCCUGGGCUGUGGCAGCAGGAGGCGGGGGCUCUGGCUCAGGCCCCGGAGCCUGUGCAGCUUGCCCGUGGCCCUAGGCAGCGAGGGGACAGCCUGGGGGACUUCCUGCCUAGGCAAGGUCAUUGGUCGGGCCUGGCCUGUGGAUAGUGGGGCCAGGGGCCAGCCCAGGCCAAAUGAGUGCCCUCCUUGUUAUGACACCAAGUGACUACAAGGGAGGCAAGACCCCUCCAGGCCUCUCAGCCGACACUGGGUCCCACCACACACAGUGACCGUGCUGUGCAGUGCAGGUUCUGGCCUUUUCCUUGAAGGCAUCUGGUAGACCCGAAGCCACGCUCUUGGGCCGCACAUGCACGCCGCAGCACCAGCUGCCCUGAGCUGCUUGUACAACCAACCACCUUUCCCCUCUUCUCCAGCUGUAACGUGGAGAGUCAGCCAUGCCUUGUCUUUUGUUCUCAUAAAUAGUCACUGGGGCCGGGCGCAGUGACUCACGCCUGUAAUCCCAGCACUUUGGGAGGCCGAGGUGGGCGGAUCACUUGAGGUCAGGAGUUCGAGACCAGCCUGGCCAACAUGGUGAAACCCUGUCUCUACUAAAAAAAUACAGAAAAUUAGCCGGGCGUGGUGGCGGGCGCCUGUAGCCCCAGCUACUUGGGAGGCUGAGGCGGGAGAAUGGCAAUGGCGUGAACCCGGGAGGCAGAGCUUGCAGUGAGCUGAGAUGGCGCCACUGCACUCCAGCCUGGGUGACAGAGCCAGACUCCAUCUCAAAAAAAAAAAAAAAAAAUUAGCCGGGCGUGAUGGCGGGCACCUGUAGUCCCAGCUACUCAGGAGGCUGAGGCAAGAGAAUCACUUGAACCCAGGAGGCAGAGGUUGCAGUGAGCUGAGAUCACGCCAUUGCACUACAGCCUGGGCAACAAGAGCGAAACUUUGUCUAAAAAAAAAAAAAAAAAAAAAAAAAUCACUGGGCUUCUUCAUGCUCUGAUCACAUCUCUUGUAAAAGCUUAAGUUCUCUCCGGGGUCCGGGUUGGCCAUGCCGUGGAAUUCUGGGUGGCCUGGCUGGGGUCUCUGGAAAUGUGGCUGCAGCAGAGAACAGAGACCCUGACACGCAGUUCCCCGUGCUGAGGGGCCCUAGGGGAGUCACACCAAGGGUUCCCACGAGAAAUAUGUGGCAUCCCCGGGGGCCGGAGAAGAGCCCCGUGUCUUCUGAGGGGUUUGUCCUUUGUGUCCCCUACAGACAUUUGUCUGCGACCUUUGCCCUCCAGCAUGUAUGUACUUUCCUGCAGCCUGUAGAAACGCCUCUUACGGUUUAAUAUGUGUUCGCUUUGCUAAAGAAUAUCAACAUCAGCCAGGCGAGGUGGGGCACGCCUGUCAUCCCAGCACUUUGGGAGGCUGAGGUGGGAGGAUCACGUGGGCCCAGGGGUGCGAGACCAGCCUGGGCAACAUAGCGAGACCCCAUCUCUAAAAAAAUUAUUUUAAAUUAGCCAGGCCGGGUGCAAUGGCUCGCGCCCGUAAUCUUAGCACUCUGGGAGGCCGAGGCAGGCGGAUCACUUGAGAUCAGGACUUUAAGACCAGCCUCGGCAACAACAUGGUGAAACCAUCUCUAGCAAAAAUACAAAAAAUUAGCCGGGUAUGGUGGCGGGUACCUGUAAUCCCAGCUACUCAGGAGGCUGAGGCAAGAGAAUCGCUUGAACGCAGGAGGCAGAGGUUGCAGUGAGCUGAGAUCGUGCCACUGCACUCCAGCCUGGACAACAGAGCAAAACUCUGUCUCAAAAAAUAAUAAAUAAAAAUAAAUUAGCUGGGCGUGGUGGUGCAUGCCUGUAGUUCCAGCUACUUGGGAGGCUGAGGUGGGAGGAUUGCUUGAGCCUGGGAAGUAGAGGCUGCAGUGAACUAUGACUGUGCUAGUGGCCGGGCACAGUGGCUCACGCCUAUAAUCCCAGCACUUUGGGAGGCCAAAGCAGGUGGAUCACUUGAGGUCAGGAGUUCGAGACCAGCCUGGCCAACAUGGUGAAACUCUGUGUCUACUAAAAAUACAAAAAAUUAGCUGGGCGUGGUGGCGCUUGCCUGUAGUCCCAGCUACUUGGGAGGCUGAGGCAGGAGAAUCGCUUGAACCCAGAAGGCAGAGGUAGCGGUGAGCCAAGAUGGUGCCACUGCACUCCAGCCUGGGCGACAGAGGGUGACUCCUCAAAAAAAAGAAAAAUAGCUAAAAUAUGAUUGUGCCACUGCACUCCAGCCUGGGUGACAGAGUGAGACCCUGUCUCUAAAAAAAAAAAAAAAAAAAGAAAAAAGAAUGUCAGCAUGUCAGCGUUCCUCCAAGGAGUGGCUUUGGGUCAAGAAGACAGGCUGGCUCUCCUAAACAAACGGCUCCCCACGGCUGGGAGAGGCAGCAGGCCCUUACUCUGGCCUGAGUCUUUUGGGAGGGGCCCUGCUGGGCCUUCUCCUGCCGCCUACCUUCCUGGACCAUCUGUGCCCCUGCCCACGCAGUACCACACUCCCCAGACUGUGGAACGCAUCUCCAGUGCCAUCUGGGGGCCAGUUACUGUACCUGGUCCCCAGGCAGAGCUCUUGGCCUGGCAGCAUCCAGGCAGGUAUUAAGUGCCCAGUGAUGGUGGCACAUGGGUGGGGACGGAGACACAUCCAAGUCUAGCCCUCUGAUUAGGAGGACGACAGUCUUGGAAUUUCUUGUUCUCUUUCUCCUAGGGUUCUCGUUCUCCCAGCUCCAGCCUUUCUAGUUUCGAGGCAUGAGGCAAACCAUUGCUGUGGGAAUAGCAGUGACCAUGGGUAGGGCCAUGGUGGCCGAGAGAGGAAACCUCAGGGUCACCCCAGAGCCUGUGGGGAGACAGAGGGUGAGCUGUUGUUGGAGCUGCAGAAACGCCUUGAAGGGCAGCAUGGGCGAUGAGGAAUGCCAUUGCAGCCUAGAAAUUCGGUUUCUGGAGGUUUAGCCUGAUUUUGAAGAGUAUUUAAGAACAGAGGGCUCCAGACCAGGUGUGGUGGCUCACAUCUGUAAUCCCAGCACUUUGGGAGGCAGAGGUGGGCGGAUCGCCUGAGAUCAGGAGUUCGAGACCAGCCUGGCCCACAUGGUGAAACCCUAUCUCUACUAAAAAUACAAAAACUAGCCAGGCAUAGUGACACACGCCUGUAAUCCCAGCUGCUCGGGAGGCAGAGGCAGGAGAAUGGCGUGAACCCGGGAGGCGGAGGUUGCAGUGAGCCGAGAUCACGCCACUGCACUCCAGCCUGGGUAACAGAGCAAGACUCUGUCUCAAAAAAAAAAAAAAAAAAACAACAGGGGCCUCUGCCUCAGUUUGCCCGCGAGCCAGCCAGGGCCCAUCCUAAUUUGGAGCACAGUCUUCCCGGUGCCUAGACAUGCCAAGGCCCCUCCCACGUGGGACACCCUCUCCAUUUAGUACCUGACCACCUGUUUCAAAACGCAGGUGUUUCUGGUUUAGAAACUUGGAAGGCGGAAUGUGUUUUCGCGUCUUCUAGGAAGGGUCUGCUGAGGACCAGACCACAUAAGCCUGAGUGGAUCCUGACUCAGCUGCAGCCCUUACCUGCCUUGUGCUGAUGAUCUAUGCAUGGCGUUAUGUAGAUCACGUGCGGCAGAGACAGCCACUGUCCUGUGUGCGGGUUUUUAAAACAGCUGCCCUGGAUGAAACGGAAUAAACCAGUGACGCUAUUCAAAGUCUUUCUGUUCUUGGGGGACGCUGUGGGCAGAGGGGAUAAAUUGCAGCCCCUGGCCCUCCCGUGGCAUCUGCUGAGUGGGGGACCCACAUCGUGGCCUGAAAAACUUCUCCUGGAGCGCCCUCUGGCCUCCUGUCGCUGGUCACUGGCCAGCGUCCUCCCAGGCUGCCCCGGCAAGGAGGCGUGGACAUCUCUAGAAUGGAGGCAGGGUACUCGUGUCCAGACACGCCGCCAUGGGGCUCCACCCCGAGAGCGCAGGGUGCCUCUGCCUGGCGCUUCCCCUCCCAGACAGGGCCCUCUCUUUCCAGAAACAAAAGAAGGGGCAGCCCCAGAGGGUGGCUGAGCGACAACAGAGCCCACCUGGACAGGGUCAGCUUGGAGUUCCCCCCAGUCCCUUCAGGAGAGGAGCCACCAGAGCACUGGUCACCUCAGUACAUUCUCCAGCCCCAAGUCCCUGUGGGGCAGCAGGAACAGGUGGGUCCCUCCUGCGGGCUGGUGGCACUGCUAAGGAAGCACCAAGACAGCCUUUUUUUUAUUUGAGACAGAGUCGCUCUGUCACCCAAGCUGGAAUGCGGUGGCAUGAUCUUGGCUCACUGCAACCUCCUCCUCCCGGGUUCAAGCGAUCUUGUGCCUCAGCCUCCCAAAUAGCUGGGAUUACAGGCACGCACCACCAUGCUUGGCUAAUUUUUGUAUUUUUAGUAGAGACGGGGUUUCACCAUGUUGGCCAGGCUGGUCUCGAACUCAUGACCUCGUGAUCUGCCCACCUUGGCCUCCCAAAGUGCUGGGAUUACAGGUGUGAGCCACCUUGCUCAGCUUAUAUUUAUAGAUUUAUUUUAGAGACAGGGUCGGGCUCUAUUGCCCAGGCCAGAGCUGGAGUGCAGUGGUGCAAUCAUAGCUCUCUGCAGGCUCCAGCUUCUGGGCGCAAGCAAUCCUCCCACCUCAGUCUCCCGAGUAGCUGGGACUACAGGCGCACACUACCAUGCCCAGCUAACGUUUUUUUGUAGAGAUGGGAUCUUGCUAUGUUGCCCAGUCUGGUCUUGAACUUCUGGCCUCAAGCGACCCUCCUGCCUUGGCCUCCCAAAGUGCUGGGAUUACAGGUGUGAGCCACCAUGCCUGGCCCAUUCUGUUUUUUGUCGGCCACUGAGGUAGAGGCCCUCUUCUAGGAAAGAAUUUCUGUUUGUUUUGUUUUGUUUUGUUUUUUUGAAACAGUCUCUCUCUGUCUCCCAGGCUGGAGUGCAGUGGCGUGAUCUCAGCUCGCUGCAACCUCCACUUCCCGGGUUCAAGCAAUUCUUCUGCCAAGCUGGGACUACAGGCAUGCACCACCACCAUGCCCUGCUAAUUUUUGUUGUUGUUGUUGGUUUUUGAGAUAGAGUUUCGCUCUUGUUGCCCAGGCUGGAGUGCAGUGGCACGAUCUCAGCUCACCGCAACCUCCGCCUCCCAGGUUCAAGCAAUUAUCUUGCCUCAGCCUCCCAAGUAGCUAGGAUUACAGGCAUGCGCCACCACACCUGGCUUAUUUUUGUAUUUUUAGUAGAGAUGGGGUUUCUCCAUGUUAGCCAGGCUGGUCUCGAACUCCCGACCUCAGAUGAUCCGCCUGCCUCAGCCUCCCAAAGUGCUGGGGUUACAUGUGUGAGCCACCACACCCAGCCUUUCUUUUUGCAUUUUUAAUAGAGACUGAGUUUCAUCACACUGGCCAGGCUGGUUUCGAACUCCUGGCCUCAAGUGAUCCGCUGGCCUCAGCCUCCCAAAGUGCUGGAUUACAGACAUGAGCCACCGUGCCAGGCCUUGUUAAUAUUUUUAACUCUGGCACUUCACCCUAGAGGCUGCUAGGAAUCAGGUGUGCCAAGCAACUGGCACCACUCCAUGGAAAGCGUCUAGGGCAGUGCCUUGGUUCUGCCAAUCCUGAGAAGCCAGGCUGCCCCUUGGGCUGGGCAGUGGCCUCAGUACCGAGCCCCAGGCCAGCAAGCCCACAAGCCUCGAGAAAGACUGCACUUCCGGUGGAGGCUGCAGUUCCUUAAAGGGAAAAUCUGCCCCACCCCUGUCAAGGGCAGGACACAAGUCACUGGCAUUGAAGGACCCACUCCACACCCAGCAGAUCAUCGACGCAGACUUUUUUUUUCCCAGAUAGAGUCUCACUCUGUCGUCCAGGCUGGACUGCAAUGGUGUGAUCUUGGCUCACUGUAACCUCCGCCUCCCGGGCUCAAGUGAUUCUCCUGCCUCAGCCUCUUGAGUAGCUAGGAUUACAGGCGCCCACCAUCACGCCUGGCUAAUUUUUGUAUUUUUAGUAGAGACGGGGUUUUGCCAUGUUGGCCAGGCUGGUCUUGAACUCCUGACCUCAAGUGAUCCUCCUGCCUCAGCCUCCCAAAGUGCUGGGAUUAUAGGCGUGAGCCACCUCGUCCGGCCCAAGACUUUUUGCCUCAGAUGCUGCAGAGCCCUGGUGAGGCCCAGGAGGGCAAGGCCCAGACAGGAGCCGAAACCCAUGUAGAACCUGCCAACCUGCAGCUCACACCUGUAAUCCCAGCACUUUGGGAGGCUGAGGUGGGCGGAUCACUUGAGCCAAGGAGUUCGAGACCAGCCUGGGCAACAUUACGAGACCCUGUCUCUACAAAAAUACAAAAAUCACCUGGGCUUGGUGGCGCAUGCCUGUAGUCCCAGCUACUGGGGAGGCUGAGGUGGGAGAAUCAUCUGAGCCCAGGGAGGUUGAGACUGCAGUGAGCCAAGAUUGUGCCACUGCACUCCAGCCUGGGUAAAAUAAGUGAGACCACGUCUCAACCCCUUUUGCAGCCCGUCUGUGGACCACCCACCUAUGGGUACUGUGGGAUGGGGGACAGGCCGGCUUAACACAAAUCGAGGCAGGAAUAACCCCAGAGAAUGGGCUUUGCAUGGAGCUUGGCCCCUGUCCCUGCCUGUGAGGGAGGACCAGACUCGGCCUCACCACCUGCCACUCUGAGCAAACAGGCAACGGUGUUUCCUGAACAUCUUUCCGAAGCGGCUGAGGGAUGUCAGCUGAGCCCCCGCUGGGCCUGCUCUGGAGCGGGAUGUCUCCAGAAGCCGCCCUUGGAGCAGGCACUUCCCUAUUUGGGCGUGUCCCAGUCCCAUGCCUCACCGUCCCCUUGCUUGAAGCUCCAAGAGCAUGAGAGUGGGCGGCCUGGUCUGCUGAGGAAAGUGUGCUGAUGGAUGCGGAAAUGGCCACUCCAAACACGGGUAAGCAGACGUUACCCUGCAGGCGGUGGCUCCUGGGGCCCAGCCCUGCAGAAACACAUGGGGCAGGCUGGGCAGAGGGGCUCACACCCGUUAUUCCCAGCGCUUUGGGAGGCUGAGGCGGGAGGAUCGCUUGAGCCCAGGAGUUUGAGACCAGCCUGGGCAACAUAGCAAGACUCUAUCUCCACUAAAAAUCAAAACAAAACAAUUAGCUGGGUAUGGUGGCACACGCCUGUAGUUCCAGCUACUGGGGAGGUUGAGGGGGAGGAUCACUUGAGCCCAGGAGUUCAAGGCUGCAGUGAGCCAUGAUUGCGCCACUGCACUCCAGCCUGGGCAACAGAGCAAGACCCUGCCCUGCCGCCUGAAAGAAAGAAAGAAGGAAAGAGAAAGAGAAAGGAAAAGAAAAAGGAAACAUACGAGGCUAUGGGGCAGUGUACGGGGGCCAGGCUGUGGCAGAAGCAUCCCAGCGUGGCCUUCUCCAGCCCCAUCCUGGUUGGGUAAGGUGUCGCCGUGGGUCUUCGUGUCACAGCUUCAAGGACAGACCCAACUCUGGUAUCACCAACUUAACAGGUAAUGGAGUUUCCUAAAGUGUGCUCUGCAGGAGUGCUGGAAGGGCCAGCAUGGAAGGACCCCAGGGAGGGAGAUUUCUUUGCUCCACAGCAUCCCCAAGCCUCACGAGGCCUCUCCCCUCCAAGUCUCUCUGUGCAUCGUUCUCCAGAUGUUGGAGCAUCCUGCAGGGGCCAGCCCAGCCUGUCAGGGGCAGAGACCCUGCACUGGCCCCCUCGAGAGUGGACCCCUGGGCUGGCUUAUCUGCUUCAGUGCAGUGAGGAUCAGCUGGAGCUCCGACCUGACUCACAUCUGGAUGCGCAGUGAGGGGCCCGUUGGGGCCGUGAUACUGGGAGGAAGCCAGGCUCUGUGCUCUUGCUCCAAGUGAGUUGACCAGGGAGCUGAAGUUAAGGUGGCCUGGGAGCCACGUCCUCCCACCUAGCGGCUGGGCUCUCACAGCCACUAGAAACCCAUCAGCCUUUCCCCUGGGUCUAUGCGGGGCUCUUCAGCCCUCCUGGGAGCUCAGUGGCUGGGACGCUGCUUUACAGACAGUGCAUGGCUCUGCCACCUGACAGCUCCCAGAGGGUUCUGGGGGUGACCGUAAAGAGUGGUGCUGGCCCUGAACCUUUCCUGUUCCCCUGGAUUUAGUUCCCAGCAGGUGGUGAGGAACUGAACAUUUUUGUCCCAUAGUGGUGGGAGAGAGGGCUGGCCACAUGGGUCCAGGCCACCCCUCAGCCUCCACAGCCUGCCCCGCACCCAGCCACAGGAACAGCAGAGCAGCUCCCCCAUCCAGGUAAGCCCCCCGCCACAGCCCCAUCACAAAGGAAUAGCCUCCUGGUGUAGUGGGAGGUGAGGAGCUUUUUUUGUUUUCCUUUUAUUUAUUUUAGGGACAGGGUCUUGCUCUGUUGCCAAGUUAAGUGCAGUGGUAUGAUCAUGAGCUCACUGCAGCCUUGACAUGGUGGUAAAGCCAUCCUCCCGCCUCAGCCUUUCGAGUAGCUGGGACUACAGGUGUGUGCCACCAUGCCCAGACGCCCAGCUAAUGUUUGUAUUUUUUGUAGAGAUGGGGGUCUCACUAUGUUGCCCAGGCUGGCCUCAAGCAAUCCUCCCACCUGAGCCCCGCAAAGUACUCGGAUUACAGGUGUGAGUCACUGCGCCUGGCCGGGAGCUUUAAUUUUUCCUACUUGUUAAUAGUGUUAUGGGGCUGGGAGGAGGCUCUCAGAUUUCCCUGCCCUCCUCACAUCCCCCAACCCCCCCGGGUGUGGGGGUGUCAAGCAUGAGUCAGGCUGAGCCUGACUCUGAAGCUGUUCCCAGCUCUUUCGUCUAAACUUCAAAUCUUCAACCAACUCUGUUCCCUAAUCCAACACAUUCCCCAAAUGAAGGGACUGGACGGUGAGAUAUCGGGAAACCCCAUGAAAAUAGAUGCAUAAUAAAGGUGAAAAUCAUUUAAAA
Messenger RNA from Gorilla gorilla gorilla (western lowland gorilla), 10835 nucleotides. It is a transcript of the gene ORAI2, whose product is annotated as ORAI calcium release-activated calcium modulator 2. The record is from RefSeq and is a predicted model, not a curated record. Lineage: Eukaryota; Metazoa; Chordata; Mammalia; Primates; Hominidae. Gene Ontology annotation, biological process: store-operated calcium entry. Gene Ontology annotation, cellular component: membrane. The coding region runs from base 284 to 1069 and encodes 261 amino acids. Gene Ontology annotation, molecular function: store-operated calcium channel activity. The transcript has 4 exons.